AUGAAAGUCUUUAGUUGCUUGCCACCUGCCCCAAACUGGAAUUCCUCAAAGGCUGCAGCAGUCUCUUUAGAAGAAAACUUACUUGCUUAUGCCUCUUCAAACGACGUUAUUUUAUUAAAUGCUGGAACGCUUCAAUAUGUGGGUAGAUUUCGCGGGCAUACAGACAAGGUGAACGCCGUAGGAUUUUGUGAUAACCUUUGUGCUAGUGGAGGUGCCGAUACCACAAUAAGAUGUUGGGAUACGCUGACCCAAAAGCAAACAGCUAUUUUGAAACAUCAUAAGAGCGAAAUUUAUGCUUUGGCGUGGGUAAAAGACAAAAAAUUUGUAGUAUCAGGAGAUAAAUCCGGUGAUAUUUCUAUAUGGAAUCCAUCAAAAAACAAGUCCAACAAGCUUUACCUCAUUCAGUCUCCAAUAUAUGAUAUUUCACCAUCACCUACCAUUGAGAGUUCAUUAGCAAUUGGGAUAACGCGCCGACUAAAUGGUCACGAUUUUGAAAUUCAAAGUUUAUCAUGGGAAUUACCAACUGGGGAUUACGAUACUGCAAAGUAUACUUUACUCGCAUCCGGCUCUCGAGACAAAACAAUACGCAUUUGGAAUGUCGAUGAAGAAAGUUCGAUAAAGACAAUUAAUUUACCUCAGCCGAUGCACCAUCUCACCGAUCAACAAAAAUCCAGAGUGUGGGUGGCUGCAACAUGGAUUCCGGAUCGUAAUAGUGUGAUUACAAGCUCAUAUAUGGGUGAUUUACUUUUAUGGGAUUUAAGUGUUUCAACUACGAAAUACCAAAAAUUUUUGAGUGGCCAUUCUCGAAGCGUUUUUUCAAUUGUGAUGUAUGCGUGUGGUACGAAAGCUAUAACAAUCUCUAUGGACCGAAAGAUUAUUCUCUGGGAUCUCAUCCAAAAGAAACCAAUUUUUACUGUGUCCUGCAUUCACAAUUAUGUUAAUGACAUCGAUGUUUCUGUGGUGGAUCCACAUAGACUUGCCAUUGCAAGUGGUGAUAAUAAUAUCCGUGUAUGGAAUAUCGCGAAUAAACAUGAUCCAUAUAGCUGCACUUUGUAUUGGAAAGGCUUGAAGAAUAAACUUACAUGCAUAAAAUGCCAUCCAAACCGUGAAGGAUUCCUUGCAUUUGGAACCGAUCUGGGUAAUAUUGGCUGGUAUGAAUGGUUGGGUCUAGGCUUAGCAGAUGAGAAUUCAGACUAUAAUUUAAUUAUAAGUUGUGGAGGGGAUGGACAAAUACUUUUAAGCGAUACUACGAAACCAAAGCAAUCUAUGAUUGUCAAUGACAUGAUAAAAGAAGCAAAUCCCGAGUGGACCUCAAUUAUGAAGGAUAAGUCUGGUUAUCUACCGAAACGUAGUGAAAUAGCGGUUCAUCCAGGUGGUAAAUUUCUUGCUAUUGGUAAUGUCGAUGGCAGUAUCGAGGUUUAUAAUCUACCGUCCUUAAAAAUUGUCUACCAUAAUAUCGGCCAUCGAUCCAUAAUCAAUAAACUUGAAUGGCGCCAUUUAGAUGACGUCGGAAAUUCGUUUUUACUCGCUUCUGGCGCAGAUGACAAAUUAAUCAUGGUUCACGAUUUUUCUGAUUUAAAUAAAUUGAUUUCUACAACUACUGUACCAACUUCUUCAUGCAAACAAGUGCUUGAUAUGCAUAAGAAAGGAGUGACUGACUUAUCCUGGAGUCCUUCUGAUGCUAAUAAAUUGGUCUCUUCAUCGUUUGAUGGCACAGCUAUUGUAUGGAAUUUAGAACAUGGCAUUCCGAUUGCUAUGUUUCGUGGCCAUCAUGGUCGGUUAUUAUGUACAGUUUGGAGCUUGGAAGAUGAAGAUACGAUUUUUACUGGUGGAGAUGAUGCUUCGUGUUUUUGCUGGAAAAUAUCCCAAAACCCAUAUGAACACUCUAAAGAAAUAGAUUUCAGUUCAGAAAUUAAAAGCAACACUAUGUCUGAUGCUGUUGCUAAAGAUAUGUCCCAGUCAUUAGAAGAAACUAUUUUAACGACACUCGAUAAGGUAGAACAUACGUCAACACAUACAACGACAGACACACCAGAACCUAUUCAGAAAGUUGAAGUUCGUGCAUCCAAAAAAAAAAAAUUCAAGAACCUUUUACCUUUGGCAACAUCUCCAUCACGAAGAAAAAAUCUUCAAUAUAGCACUUUUGACAUUGCGAGAAAAUUAUAUGAUGGUGAUAUAUCGAAAGCGAUGGAAUUUUGGACUGAUAAUGAGCAUAAAGGUCAAAUGUCGAUUGACGAACACGAUAAUAUUGAUAUUCAGACCCCGCUAUCUGUAGAUCUGUUUUUUGGGGAAGGAAAUAAGUCACGAAAGAUAAUUGAGCAAGAAAGAAUUACUAUGGGUUUAGGAGGUUUGGAAGUCAGCCCUGCUUUUCCUCUGCAAAUGUGGUCUAAUAAUUUUGCUGAAUUGAUUAAAAGUUAUGAAAACAAUGACGAAUUUGCCAAUAAAGAUUGGAUACUUCUCGCCCUUAGUCCAUUGGCUGGCCGAGAUGUAUGGCAAUCCUUGAUACGCCUUCAGGCUGAGAAACUUGUAGCUAAAAAUGACCGCCACGGUGCGGUAUUAUGUUGGUUAGCAUGUGGUGAAGUUUAUGAAGCUAUCAAUGUUUAUCGCAAAGCUGAAAUGUAUCGUGAGGCGAUUGCUUUAGCAAAACUUCGUCUGAUUGAUGAAGAUCCAAUUUUUUCGGAUCUAUAUUGUUUAUGGGCCAAUCAAUUAGAAAAAGAAGAGGCAUAUGAGCAGGCUGCAAUGUGCCAUUUAGCAGCAAAAAAGGAUAAUUCAAUCCAUCAUGCGUUAAACGUUUUAUCACGUCGUGGUGAUCCCUCAGCACUACGUACUGCAGCCAGUUUAGCGUUGAUGCUUGGAGAUUCAUCCGCAGACGAAAGAAUAUCAAGAUAUUUUGAAGAUCAAGAAAUAAGAAGCUCUAAAAAAAGCAACUAUGUUGAGCCAGAUAAUGUGAAACCAUUUGAAGAGUAG
This is a messenger RNA of Cetraspora pellucida, 2967 nucleotides long. Lineage: Eukaryota; Fungi; Glomeromycota; Glomeromycetes; Diversisporales; Gigasporaceae. The record is from the annotation of a GenBank genome assembly.